UUCUUUGUACGCUCUGGACCGAGAGGAGGGGAGGGUAUAAAUCUGCACUUAAACAUGGAAGGGAAAGUAUGUUCUGAAGUUGUAUGCUGAAUGUCGUGUAACUUUUUUUUUUUUUUUUGAAGGAAACACAUUGCAAGGGUUUGGCCACUGUUGGGGUGAGAACGGGUUGACAUCCUGCACUGCUUGAGGUGACUGGUGCUGUCUGGAAUCAGAUCUUUUGUACUGAAGAAUCCAAUUGAUAGGAGCAGGCAGCCCUACUGUGUGCCGUUAACUCCACAAGUUGAAGAUGGCGGAGACACCUAUUUAUGCCACAGGCAUGGCCUACAAGCUGAGGAACCAGUGGGAUCGCGACAGUGGCCUGGGACAGAACCACAAUGCUGUGAAGUUCUUGGGUCAGGACUACGACACUCUGAAAGCCCAGUGCCUCCAGAGCGGGAGACUGUUUGAAGAUAGUCUGUUUCCUUGUGCUGCGUCGUCUUUGGGAUUCAACGAGCUCGGUCCCAGAUCCUCUAAGAUUUACGGCGUUCGCUGGAUGAGGCCUACGGAGAUCUGCAAACGGCCUGAGUUCAUCGUAGAUGGAGCUACUCGCACAGACAUCUGUCAGGGAGCUCUGGGGGACUGCUGGUUGCUGGCAGCCAUCGCCUCGCUGACCUUAAAUGACAACCUCCUCCACAGAGUGGUUCCUCAUGGACAGAGUUUCCAGCAGGGAUAUGCCGGCAUCUUUCACUUCCAGUUCUGGCAGUUUGGCGAGUGGGUGGAUGUCGUCAUUGAUGACCGGCUGCCAGUAAAAGAUGGGAAGCUGCUGUUUGUCCACUCAGCGGAGGGAACUGAGUUCUGGAGCGCUCUGAUCGAAAAGGCCUACGCCAAGUUGAAUGGCUGUUAUGAGGCUCUGUCAGGUGGCAGCACAUCGGAGGGUUUUGAAGACUUCACGGGCGGUGUGACGGAGAUGUACGAGCUCGGUAAAGCUCCCGCCGACCUCCACAGCAUCAUCAGGAGGGCCAUCGAAAGGGGAUCGCUUCUCGGCUGCUCCAUUGAUAUCACCAGUACAAAUGACAGGGAGGCCGUUACCUUCAAAAAGCUGGUGAAGGGUCAUGCCUACUCCUUAACUGGGGCAGAAGAGGUGCUGUACAGAGGAAACCUGACUAAGCUGGUUCGCAUCAGGAACCCUUGGGGAGAGGUGGAAUGGACUGGAGCCUGGAGCGAUAAUUCCAAAGAGUGGGACUACAUGGAUUGCACUGCCAAAGGUCGGCUACAAAACUGCAGUGAGGAUGGUGAAUUCUGGAUGUCAUUUAACGACUUUCUGCGUGAGUUCUCCCGUCUGGAGAUCUGCAACCUGACAGCAGACGCCCUGCAGAACAGCCAGAUGAAGAAAUGGAGCACCUCGCUAUUUCAGGGCGAGUGGAGGAAAGGCAGCACAGCCGGAGGCUGCAGGAACUACCCAGCAUCUUUUUGGCUGAAUCCUCAGUUCAAGAUCAUGCUGCAGCACCCAGACAGUCCUGGUAAACCAGACUGCAGCUUUUUGGUUGCUCUCAUGCAAAAGGAUCGCAGGAAGAAACGGCGAGAGGGCGAAGACAUGGAGACCAUUGGCUUUGCUCUCUAUGAGGUUCCAGAUGAGUUUAAAGGGACGACAGGAGUCCACCUCAAGCGAGACUUUUUCCUCAGUCAUGCCUCCAGCGCUCGCUCAGAACUCUUCAUCAACUUGAGGGAAGUCAGCUCGCGUUUGAAGCUGCCACAAGGCGAAUACAUAAUCGUCCCUUCCACCUUUGAGCCAAACAAAAAUGCCGACUUUGUCCUGAGGGUGUUCUCGGAGAAGCCUGCAGGCUCUGAGGAGCUUGAUGACGAAAUUAAAGCAGAGGUUCCACCAGAGACUCAACUAGAUGAGAGCCAGAUUGAUGCCUCCUUCAAGAAUCUCUUCAGGCAGCUGGCGGGAGCAGACAUGGAGAUCAGUGUUACAGAGCUGCAAACCAUAUUGAACAGGAUCAUCAGCAAACAUAAAGACCUGAAGACGGACGGCUUCUCAAAAGAAGCUUGUCGCAGUAUGAUUAACCUCAUGGAUACGGACGGCAGCGGGAAGCUGGGCCUGGUAGAGUUCCAUGUGCUCUGGGAGAAGAUUAAACGAUACCUGACUUUAUUCAGGCAGUUUGACCUGGACAAAUCCGGGACCAUGAGCUCCUACGAGAUGAGAAUGGCUCUUGAAUCUGCAGGUUUCAAGCUGACCAACAGCCUGUUCCAGCUGGUCAUCCUGCGAUACACAGAGCAAGACUUGGCUAUCGACUUUGACAACUUUGUCACCUGUUUGGUCCGACUGGAGACGAUGUUCAAAACCUUUAAGAACCUGGACACCGAUUCAGACGGUCAGAUAUCCCUAAACUUUUUCCAGUGGAUCACCCUGACCAUGUUUGCCUAAAGACGAGCGGACCCCUCUGUAACUUUUUGCACUGCAGCGCUAGACCCAUUUUCAGAAGUGCCUUUUCUCCUUCAGUUCUUCAUCUCCUCUAAGCUGCUCACCGCUGAGGUCCUCUGCUGCUUAAAAACCUAUAAAAUCAUGUUUACAGUGCCUGAAAAUGUUUUGCCAACCGAAAGAAGGCCGCUUCUCCACUUCAGUCAGCUCUGUGAGAACACCGGCUGCUCUGGAGUCAGAAAUAAAACAACUGGUUAAAUGUCAGUGGGUGGAGACAAACGUGUGUUUUGUUUUGUUUAUUUGUAUUUUUUUUUUUUUAAAGGCAAAAUAACUUAAUGGAGCAACAUUUAUUUUUCAAGCUAGCCUUACUUUUCUGUAAUGAUUACUGUGUAGCCAAGCUGUACUGAUUUAAAAUAGCUUUAAAGAAACACAUUACAAAGUGCCAACAUUGCAUUUGGUCAUAAUUUGUUAAGAUUGCAGUAUUACCAGUUGGUGACAUGACAUCACUCAGAUUUUGCAAUGUAUUUGACUAAGAUAACUAGGACGCGAUACCAAAGUCGAGGUAAUAUCUAAAUGUUACUUUGCCAACUGUAACGUUUUAAAUGUAACAUACUCAUAAUGUAGUUUUUAAAAUUUGACAAGGCCCAGGUCCCUUGUUUUUACGUUAGUGUUAUAAAAGUUGAAACCUUAGCCAGACACAAAGCUGAUAAACAAUGUUACCACAGCCAAAUUUGUUUGGAGAUUAGUUAUCAGUCUUUCAAAUAUUAAAGAUAAUUGGGGGAGGGGUAAAUGCUUGUUUGUUUUUUAAUAAAAUGCAAAUAUUGAUUUUAUUAUUUUAAUUGAUUUUUCUUUAUUACUGUUUUUUAAAAGUCCAAGAUAAUCUGUACAUCAUAAUUCUUUAUGUGGCUCUGGUAAAUUUUUAGAGCAGGACCGAUAUUGCAUUAUUAAGACUGAUACCAAUAUCGAUAUUUGCUGAUAAGGAAAAAAAAAAAAAUCCUAUAUUCGGCUAUAUCUGACAAUACUUUUUGUCUUUAAGACGCGCUAAACAUAAAAAAUGUUGGGGAAAUCUGUUUGCGUAGUUAUUUAUUUACUUGUUUACACUCUGCCCUACUGCUCGGAUAAGAUGAUUGUUGUUUGUGGGGGGGCUCCAAACACGUGUUGCCAACAGGGAAGAUACAGAGUUCCCUCUGGUGGACAAGCUGUUCAUCCUGUCUCUUCUUUUUACAUUUUCAUUUAUCAGCCAUUAUAAAUGCUGAUACUGAUAGAGACGCAAGUUAUUAAUAUCUGCCAAUAAUAUUGGUCCACAGGUAAAUUGCUCCGGCUCUAAUAAUUUUGGUAAAGCAUGAAUAUUGUUUGUACGUUGGCCAAAGUUCCAUCUUUGAUAGCGCCUGUUCAGAUUUUGCUAACCACUGCUCUCUAACUUAAUAACAUUACUGUUAAGUAUGUGCCACUAACCUUGAGGCUUGAUUUUAGCCUCUUUUAAUGUGAGAAAGGUUUAACUCAGUUUGUGUUGCAUGUUGGGGUUUAGGUAGCAUAUACUGGCGAUUUAUCUUCAAAUAUAAGGAAUCCAUGGAUACGUCUGCGUGGCCAGAUUUAAAUGCAGAGGGAUUCAGCCACUUACAGCUGAGGACAGUCGUUCCCAAAAAGUUGGCACACUUCCCGUGCUGGAUGCAGUUGAAGUAGAGAGUUAGCGUGCUGGCUGGCGUAGAUGAGUGUGCAUUAUAAAUCUCUAUUAGUAGUACGUACUGUAGCACUAGUGCCAGCCUGAAACCUUAUGUGUUACAUCCACUGCCAAACUUUCCUUUCACCUCAGCAUGAAGGGCCCCCUCAGAUUAUGCAGAGACAGCGGUGAGGUGCUAGAUCAGAGAGAAUGUGUUGAUAUGUAUCCUGUUUAACUUUAAUAUGUAAUUUCUUAUCAUUAUGCAUGGCUUAUUAUUAUUUUUUUUUUGGCAACUAUUUUGUAAAGUGGGGGGGAAUGAAUAAAUACGAGCUUAUAAGUAUGAAAUAAACAGGAUUUUAUAGCGGUAGAUAAAAGGGAUGUCAACCCUGCUUUAAUCUUGCUGUGUGAAGGGAGCAACAUGUCAAUAUUUUGGGUGAAGGUAAACAAAGAUGGGUGGGUAUAUGUAUAGAUGCUGUGAAAUGUGAUAUAUUGUAUGGUUGGGUAAUUUCUGUUCUGUGAGGAAUUGAUGAGUUUUAUCUGAAGUAUUCCACAGUUUGAUGCUGCCGUGUGGAGGAUCUACAUGUAAUGUAACCUUUUUUUUUUUUUUUUCCCUUUUAAAGCGUUUUGAAUACCAAACUCUUUUAUUCUGCCGGAUUAUUUUACAGAUAUCUUUUGUAAAUGGAAGAAUUGCAUUUUUAAACUCUGCCCAGCACUUUGAUCUUCACGCUCUGACAUUCUUGUCUUCAUUUAUGGUGAGGGACGCUUGUGUUAUGUUUACAGUCAUAACUUUCUGGGUCCCUUUGAACUUCUAUGUACACUUUGGAAAUAAAGAUGGGAAAGUUUUCAAGA
This is a messenger RNA of Archocentrus centrarchus (flier cichlid), 4910 nucleotides long. It is a transcript of the gene capn1, whose product is annotated as calpain 1. Bases 287 to 2407 code for a protein of 706 amino acids. The record is from RefSeq and is a predicted model, not a curated record. Gene Ontology annotation, molecular function: calcium ion binding; calcium-dependent cysteine-type endopeptidase activity. Gene Ontology annotation, biological process: proteolysis. Lineage: Eukaryota; Metazoa; Chordata; Actinopteri; Cichliformes; Cichlidae. The transcript has 23 exons. Gene Ontology annotation, cellular component: cytoplasm.